AAUUCACCCACCUGCUACUCGGUCAAUAAAAAGCCUGAGAAUCACAUCUACAUACAAAUGGCACACAUGAUGUUUCAAGACAGUGGGCAAGAAGGCCGAUCAGUUCUGGGAAUGUUAGAAGUGCAGGUGGACAGAGACCCAAAGACAGGCGCAACCAUUGUCAGGUCAGUGGCCCCUGUGUCCACACCUGCUGAUGCUCCAAAGGCCACCACAGUCUUCGAUGAUGGCAGGAAGAGCAUCCACACCGUCGGCGGGUUAGAGGGUCAGCCCUCGAGUGACGAGCUCAGUCAGAUCUUGAGCGCCAUCGAUGGGGUUGGGAUGAAAGUGCUGCUGGAUGAAGUUACAGUCACUCCAAACAAUGCAGGAAUGAAGACAGAGGAAACCAGUAGCUAUCCAGAGGAAAAAUUUCUUCCUCUGACUGCCUAUAAUGUGACGUCAGUGAACAACAUACAGUCAAACAGCUCUGGAAGCAGCUACAUGAAAGCUGAGGUGAAGACAGAGACAUGUGCUGUACGUGUUGGAAAUACAGAUGACAAAACCAUGAUGGUGGUCAGAGACGCUGCAGAAAAAGGGGAUAACAUGGAGGAAAAUCCUGUCACACUUCUGUUCCUGGGUUACACUGAUGAUGCAAGUUCCAGUCAGGAAGAAAACGAAGGCAUGCUCACUGUGGAGCGAGUUCUUAUUACUGAGGAUGGAGAAGAGCAUGUCUUAGGAGCUGAAAUGUCUGCUUCACCACAGUCACCAUUAACUCAGGGAGCAGAGCCAGAGAAUGGGGAAGAGUCCAAAGACAAAACCUUGAUUCCGGUAGAUGGAAAUGAAGCACGGGUUAAAGAUGAGAUAGAGAAGGGGGAUAAAGGAAAGUGCAAGGCUUGUCACUGUUGCUCUGUCAUGUAAGAAACAAGGGGAGAAAGAUGCUCCCUUGCAGCCUUAAACACAUCAUUUGCCAAGUUUUAGACACUGUUAGCUGCAUUGUUUCCUUAGUGUCUUGUUUUAAAACCCACACCUCUGAACUACUGAGAAUAAGACAGACUCCUCCUCCUGGUGGACAAAGCAGAGAACUACACCUUGCUCAAUUGCAGCAACUAAUCUUUGCAAUUUCUUUAGCUUUUCCCCCUGAUUAGCAUUGCUAUAUGUAGGAUCAGAAAAAGCCUAAUAACAAAGAAAAAGCCAUAUUUCAUAUCUGAGCAUGCUUGUUUUGACUGUCAUGGUGUGAUUCACUUUGUCCACUUUGAUCUUCAUGUAAGAUGUGUAAAACAUAUGUUUUUGUGUUAUCAAGGGCUGCAGUUAUUACUGAGAACACUAGCUUUUACAUGAAUAUGGGGGACUUAUCCUAAAAUGUUCAUGUUUCAUGCUUUUAUGUUGAAAUUCUAAAGCUUGCUGCAGAUGUAUCUCAGUGUUCAAGUUCCUAAGGUAGUAUCCAUUUAGUAAAAUCCAUUUAGGCCCUACUGGCCCUUGCUGACAAAAUUAGACAUAAGAAUAAAUAUCAUUAUAUAAAAGGAAUGAUAAUAAAACAGGAUAAUGGUGUUUAUUUUCAAUUGCUGCGUAAAGUUUAGAUCCUAAUGCUUAUGAAACAAAAGUAAAAGUGUAUUUCAGUGCAAAUAAAAAAAGCACCGCUACUGAACUUCAGAUGCAGAUUUUUGCACUUUGCACCCCAAUGACGGAAAUUCUUCAUCCAUCUUCAUCCUGUCUCUUCUCAGAGCUCUCUCUAGCCAGUAAAGGUCAUUCUGAUGUUGACUCUUGUCUUCUCUCUUGUCACUUUCUUUCUUUUCCUUGCUUCCUCCAAAAAUGUCCUGCAUUCUUUAGGUGUAUCAGCCAUGGUGUGCAUUCAAAAUGGCCCCAGGUGAUCCCCCAAGCUGGAAAAAGUCAUGCAAUAAAGUUGCUCAGCUUCAGGAUGCUGCAGUGUGCAACUGAAACAAGUCAAAAGCAGAGUUUUGAGGUCAGAAACUGUGGGAUUGCUCUAAUCUUUAGAAAUGAGUUUGUUGCUGAAUGUGAUCACUGUACCAUUGUUAGCAUGAUGUAAUCCUCUAUCAAAAAGAGAAAAGGAACAGUCAAGAAAUUAAAUUUUACCUUUCUUCUCUAUUUUAUCGCAACUCAUUCAGGUGUAGUAACCGACAAUAAUUUAUUGACCCUAGAAAUACAUUUUCUGAGGUUUCUGAAUAUCCAUAGACACCAAGAACAUGAAUAUUAACCUUAUUAUUAUUGAGCAGCUCUUCAUCUACUUUGGGUAUUUCUUUUGUUGCCGAUAAGAUGCUUCUGGGCAUUACAAAGAGGAUUGUUGAAUACAUAAAU
Molecule: messenger RNA, 2289 nt
Organism: Melanotaenia boesemani (Boeseman's rainbowfish)
Lineage: Eukaryota; Metazoa; Chordata; Actinopteri; Atheriniformes; Melanotaeniidae
Exons: 3
Coding region: 58-894 (278 amino acids)
Biological process (GO): regulation of cell shape
Cellular component (GO): membrane
Source: RefSeq, a predicted model, not a curated record